Molecule: messenger RNA, 2302 nt
Organism: Rhea pennata
Lineage: Eukaryota; Metazoa; Chordata; Aves; Rheiformes; Rheidae
Product: cytochrome P450 1A4-like
Exons: 7
Coding region: 118-1686 (522 amino acids)
Biological process (GO): hormone biosynthetic process; progesterone metabolic process
Molecular function (GO): oxidoreductase activity, acting on paired donors, with incorporation or reduction of molecular oxygen, reduced flavin or flavoprotein as one donor, and incorporation of one atom of oxygen; steroid 17-alpha-monooxygenase activity; heme binding
Source: RefSeq, a predicted model, not a curated record
CGGCGGGUACCUGCGGCGGGAUCGGGCCCCGCGCUCGCCGAGCCGCGGCAGGGACAGCGGCGCUGCCCGCCCCGGAGUAUUAAGGUUUCUAAACUUCAGCAGCAAAGAAAGGCUGCCAUGUCGCUGGUGGGAAGCCAAGGCAUUCUCUCGGCCACCGAGAUCCUCACUGCGGCUGCAGUCUUCUGCCUGAUCUUCCUGCUCAUCCAGUCCUUCAGGCAGCAGGUCCCCAAGGGGCUGAAGAGACCCCCAGGACCAAGAGGCUACCCCAUCCUUGGCAGUGUGCUGGAGCUGAGGAAGAACCCACAUCUGGCCCUGACCAAGCUGAGCCAGAAGUAUGGGGACGUGAUGGAGAUCAGGAUCGGCACCCGGCCCGUGUUGGUGGUCAGCGGGCUUGACACCAUCAAGCAAGCCCUGGUGAAACAAGGAGAAGACUUCAUGGGGCGCCCUGAUCUCCACAGCUUCCAAUACAUUUCAAAUGGCCAGAGCCUGACCUUCAGCCCCGAGUCAGGAGAGUUGUGGAAAGCUCGCAGAAAGCUGGCCCAGAAUGCCCUGAAAACCUUCUCCAUUGCCCCCAGCCCAACCUCCUCUUCCACCUGCCUCCUGGAGGAGCACAUCUCCAAGGAGGCCAACUACCUGGUCACCAAGUUCCUGCAGGUGAUGGAAGAGGAGAAGAGCUUUGACCCGUACCGGUACCUGGUGGUCUCUGUGGCCAACGUCAUCUGUGCCAUGUGCUUUGGCAAACGUUAUGACCACAAUGACCAAGAGCUGCUCAGCAUAGUGAAUCUCGGCAAUGAAUUUGGAGAGGUGGCUGCUUCUGGCAACCCUGCUGACUUCAUCCCUGUGCUCCAGUAUCUUCCCAGCCGCCCCAUGGAAGUCUUUAAGGACCUCAACAGGCGAUUCAACUCCUUCGUGCAGAGAAUUGUCCAGGAGCAUUACACUAGUUUUGACAGGGAGCAUGUCCGGGACAUCACGGACUCGCUGAUCGAGCAUUGCCGGGAGACCAAGAAAGAGGAGAACACAAGCGUCCCGCUCUCCAACGAGAAGAUCAUCAGCAUUGUCAACGACCUCUUUGGGGCGGGCUUUGACACUGUUACAACUGCCCUUUCCUGGAGUCUCAUGUAUCUUGCCUUGUACCCCAACAUCCAGAAGAAGAUCCAGGAAGAACUAGAUCAGACCGUUGGCCGGCAGAGGAGACCGCGGCUGUCCGACCGAGGCACGCUGCCGUACACAGAGGCCUUUAUCCUGGAGAUGUUCAGGCACUCCUCCUUCCUGCCCUUCACUAUCCCGCACUGUACAACAAGGGACACUGUGUUGAAUGGCUACUACAUCCCGAAGGACCGCUGCGUAUUUAUCAACCAGUGGCAAGUGAAUCACGACGAGAAGCUUUGGAAGAACCCCUCAACCUUCAACCCGGAGCGGUUCCUCAGCGCUGACGGGUCUAAAAUAGACAGGACCGAGAGCGACAAAGUGAUGACUUUUGGCUUGGGGAAGAGGCGAUGCAUCGGGGAGUCCAUCGGCCGCUGGGAGGUCUUCCUCUUCCUGGCCACCUUGCUUCAGGAGCUGGAGUUCAGCCUCCGCGCCGGGGAGGAGGUGGACAUCACCCCCCAGUACGGCCUGACAAUGAAGUACAAGAAGUCCAAGUGCUUCCAGAUUAGGAAGCGCUUCCCGGUGAAGAGCUCUCCGUGAGCUGCGGCGCCCGGGCAGGAAGCAGCACUUUGGGGAAUAAAGCCGGCUUUCUGAGCCAGACACUGAGACUGCUUCAGCUACCGCUCUCUGGAAGGAGCCCGUCGCUGGCCGCCCCGCCGGCGGCUCGCUCACCGCACGCGAACGCGCCCGGGGCCGCGCAAAGGCGGCGGCGUUGGGGCCCGGGCGCCUCGGGGAGCGCGCCCGCUCCUCGCAGCCCGGGGAGCCGGCUCCAGCGCCGCGGCCCGCGGGGGCUCCGGCUCUCCGCGCCGCCCUGCCCUGCCGGGGGCUCCCGGGGGGGCGAAGGCUUCUGCCCCAACCCGCCACGCCGAACGGCGGCCGGGCCGUUCACAAAUCCGAGAUGUCGUUAGCUCAGCUCCUAACAACUCAAAAGAAUGAGGAAAAGGGGAUGGGAACCGGUAAGGGGGGCAGUAAAACACUUGUUGCUUUUGGACUAUGCACUGCUGCUACUUCAAUGACUUUUAUUUUAGCACACAAGUAAUAGAUGUAUAUAUUCAGACUAAUACCUCUUUCCCCCCCCCCCCGCAAUCUGUACGAGGUGUGUUUCUAUGCCAAAAUGUUCCUGCACCGCACAGUAUUUCUAACCCAAUAAAUGCUA